Molecule: messenger RNA, 1077 nt
Organism: Pyrgilauda ruficollis (rufous-necked snowfinch)
Lineage: Eukaryota; Metazoa; Chordata; Aves; Passeriformes; Passeridae
Gene: WNT2
Product: Wnt family member 2
Exons: 5
Coding region: 1-1077 (358 amino acids)
Biological process (GO): multicellular organism development; canonical Wnt signaling pathway; cell fate commitment
Cellular component (GO): extracellular region
Molecular function (GO): frizzled binding; cytokine activity
Source: RefSeq, a predicted model, not a curated record
AUGAACUUUCUCCCUCGGAUCUGGUGGUCUCUUCCCUUGGUCUUGGUCUGGGCGACCCCACCAGUCACCUCCUCAUGGUGGUACAUGGGCGCCGUGGGCUCCUCGCGGGUGAUGUGCGACAACGUGCCGGGCCUGGUGAGCCGGCAGCGGCAGCUGUGCCGGCGGCACCCCGAGGCCAUGCUCUCCAUCGGCCGCGGCGUGGCCGCCUGGACGGCCGAGUGCCAGCACCAGUUCCGCCGGCACCGCUGGGACUGCAACGCCCUGGAGCGGGGACAGCGCCUGCUCGGCCGCGUCCUGCUGCGCAGUAGUCGAGAGUCUGCUUUUGUACAUGCCAUUUCCUCUGCUGGAGUUGUUUUUGCCAUCACCAGGGCAUGUAGCCAAGGGGAGCUGAAAUCCUGCUCCUGUGAUCCCAAGAAGAAAGGCUCUGCCAAGGACAGCAAGGGCCAUUUUGACUGGGGUGGCUGCAGUGAUAACAUUGACUAUGGCCUUAAAUUUGCCAGAGCCUUUGUGGAUGCCAAAGAACGGAAAGGAAAAGAUGCCAGGGCACUGAUGAACCUUCACAACAACAGAGCUGGAAGGAAGGCCGUGAAGCGGUUUUUGAAACAGGAAUGCAAAUGUCACGGUGUGAGUGGAUCCUGCACUCUAAGGACCUGCUGGCUGGCCAUGGCAGACUUCAGGAAAACAGGAGAUUAUCUGUGGAAGAAAUACAAUGGAGCAAUUCAGGUGGUGAUGAAUCAAGAUGGCACAGGUUUCACUGUGGCUAAUAAGAAAUUUAAGAAGCCAACUAAGAAUGACCUGGUAUACUUUGAGAGCUCUCCAGACUACUGUAUCAGGGACAGGGAUGUAGGGUCCCUCGGGACAGCCGGCCGGGUGUGCAACCAGAGCUCCCGCGGCAUGGACAGCUGUGAGGUGAUGUGCUGCGGGAGGGGCUACGACACCUCCCGCGUCAGCAGGAUGACAAAAUGCGAGUGCAAAUUCCACUGGUGCUGUGCUGUGCGCUGCCAGGACUGCCUGGAAGUGGUGGACAUCCACACCUGCAAGGCGCCCAAGAGCGCUGCCUGGAUUUCCCGGACAUGA